Molecule: messenger RNA, 960 nt
Organism: Penicillium macrosclerotiorum
Lineage: Eukaryota; Fungi; Ascomycota; Eurotiomycetes; Eurotiales; Aspergillaceae
Product: SDR family oxidoreductase
Exons: 6
Coding region: 1-960 (319 amino acids)
Biological process (GO): phosphatidic acid biosynthetic process; triglyceride catabolic process
Cellular component (GO): lipid droplet; endoplasmic reticulum
Molecular function (GO): triacylglycerol lipase activity; acylglycerone-phosphate reductase (NADP+) activity
Source: RefSeq, a predicted model, not a curated record
AUGCCUGAGGCCUCCGAUACCCGCAAGUCCGUGCUGAUCACCGGGUGUUCUCCCGGUGGUAUUGGGAACUCAUUAGCGCGUGAAUUUCAUCGACAUGGACUACGCGUGCUGGCCACAGCCCGAAAGACUGAGAAUAUCGCGGACUUGGCGGGACUCGGCAUUGAGACCCUGAGUCUGGUCGUAGAUGACCCAGAGAGUGUCCGAGCAUGCUUUACCGACAUCGAAGCUCGGCUAGGAGAGAAAGGCCUGGACUAUCUGGUGAACAACGCAGGACGAAAUUAUACGGUUCCUGCCAUGGAAGUUGAUCUGGCCGAGGCUCGCCUCACGUUCGAAACCAAUCUGUUCGCUGUCAUCACCAUGUGCCAAACAUUUGUGCCGCUUCUCAUCAAAGCUCAGGGCACCAUUGUUCAAAUUGGAUCGAUCGCCGGAAUCAUCCCUUAUGUGUUUGGAUCAGUCUACAAUGCCUCCAAGGCAGCCCUCCACUCGUUUAGUGAUACCCUCCGGGUCGAGCUCGCACCAUAUGGUGUCAAGGUGACCACGGUAGUCACGGGAGGAGUACAGUCCCGCAUUGCGCGGACUGAACGCACCUUGAAGCCGAAUUCGCUCUACACGCCAAUUGAGGAGGAAUAUACUCGGCGGGUCACCCAUAGUCAGCAUAAUGCGAUGCCUCAUGAGGCCUACGCUUCGAGCGUGGUGAAGCAAGUGCUCUAUGGGUCGGCUCCAUGGCGCUGGCUCUGGCCCUGGGCCCAUGGCCGCAAAACUUGGAUCUGGGAAGGCCACCGCAGCUGGUUGAUCUGGUUCCUAUCCGCAGGAUGGGCGUGGAAUGGGCUAUUUGGUUCAGCCCUGGCGAGAAUGUUCAAGCUUUGGAAAAUCAAGGCGGCAUUGAAGAAUCAUUCGAGCCAGCAGAUCCAGAACGACCCAGAGCAAAGAAACCGAGGGCAACCGCAGGAUAUACAGUAA